ACUACCAAGCCAUCAACGACCACAGAAAUAACAACUCAAGCGGUUACACUUCCGUCCACUACCGUUGUCCAACAGUCGUCAAUUGAGGAGCCAACUACACAUUUGGCUGCAGUAUGGAAGAAACCCACCGAAGAAGAUUAUGUGGUUGUUCAGCCAGUGAGAGAUAUCAACAAUCCAGAAUUACUUGACAGAAAAGGUCAGUCAUCGAUGGUACAUGUGCCAAAGGAUGCAGACUACAUGGCUUUCGAGAAUGAGCAAGUUGAUUUGACGAGCACAGAAGUGAUGCCAUUAGCAGAAACUGUUCUUCCUUCAUUGAAAGGUGAAGAAGACAAGAGCCUAAGCAGGAGACUGCAGCAAAAGUUGGACAAUUUACAAAUGAUUCUAUUAACAGAGCAGUUGAAAAAGAAGCACCCAGAUAGGUUUGCUGAAUAUCUCGCAGGAAAAGUGAAGAACUCGUUCCCCAUAACCAGGGAAGAAACAGCAACGGCCGAAGCUGAAGUUCUUGACGCUGAAGUUGUAGAAGCUGUGGCUCUCGUCACACCUUCUAAACCAAAAACUCAAAGAGCGCAAUUUUUUGCAAAACGAAUCAACUUUUCCGAUAAUAAUCUAUUUGUAAGAAAACCAGUGGAAAGCAGAGAAAUUGACAUAAGAAGGCAGGAGCAGAAAAAACCCAAGCAAGUAACUUUGGACGGGUCCGCGUCGUUUGCGAAUAAAGCUCGCUUUUUCCUGAAUAAUAUCAACAGCAAAAGUAGCUCGGAUCAACUGGUUGACGGUGAUCACAAGCAGAUUAAUCACUCAGCUGAAGUAGCAGCAUCGCCAAAAGGCUGCUCCACUGGCCAUGUUCCCGUAUGGCUUAGCUUCGGGAAUACUGUUGGUAGCGAGUUUAUCGAUAGCACCUUUGUCAAUGACUUGAAAACUUGCAAAGGCUUAUGCGCGGAUGAGAGCUGCCACUCCUUCACGUAUUUUAACGAUGCACAGUGCAUGAUUAAUGUCGAAGACGGUGGUGUUCACUUAAGGAGGCCUCCACGUGAUCAACAUGGUACACGAACUGAUCUCAAGUUCUGCUAUCCAGGUAAUAUUGAGGCCUACCACGACUGCGCUACAUUUGUUGCAUCCCGUGAUCAUACCCUCACUGUAAAUAUUAAUUUGAAAAGUUAUCCUCUGUCUCUUCUAAAAUUCAUUCUAUAG
This is a messenger RNA of Strongylus vulgaris, 1188 nucleotides long. NCBI's taxonomy places the organism in Eukaryota, Metazoa, Nematoda, Chromadorea, Rhabditida, Strongylidae. The record is from the annotation of a GenBank genome assembly.